ACGCCAAGGGAUGCUGCUGGAUGCAGAACGGCAGCCUGCCUGCAAGCGAGGUGUUCGCCCAGAGCAGCAGUGAUGUGUCAAAAGAGCAGCGCGUCUCACGGUCUGGGAGGCAUGUGGUUCGCCAGCAGGCUUCCAGCAGAGCGCUUUGCGGACGCUCUUCUCUUACGCGCAGGUCGCUCCAUCCUGCUCCAAAAUGCCACUCGCUUAGCCCAUCUGACGCACGCGGACUGAAAAAAACAAAAAACAAACAAACCAAAAAAUCAAGUCGUCCUUGAUUUGGGAACAGCUGCUAAAUCCACAAACAUGAACCUUGCGUUUUUGCCUAACAGACGGAGACUGGAAUAUUUAUACGGAGGACUGCUAUGGCUGCAUUUGGCAUUUUGGAUGGUGUCUUCAGCGGGCGGAGAAGAUGACUUCAGCGCCGAGGCUUGGUUGCAGAGGUAUGGCUACCUCCCCAAAACGGCACCCAACAUGGCCGUCCUGCGCUCAGCUCGGACAAUGCAGUCCGCCAUCACUGCCAUGCAGCACGUGUAUGGACUCAACGUGACAGGCACUUUAGACCAGAGCACCAUAGACUGGAUGAAGAAACCCAGAUGUGGAGUUCCGGACCAGAUGCAGAGUGGGACCGGGCUGCGGGCCCGAAAACGGCGCUAUGCGCUCACCGGCCAGAAGUGGCAGCGCACGCACAUCACAUACAGCAUAAAGAACGUGACACCUAAGGUGGGCGCACGUGAGACACACGAGGCUAUCAGGAGGGCCUUUGACGUCUGGCAGGGCGUCACGCCGCUGAACUUCGAGGCCGUUCCCUACAGCGCGCUUGAGAGCGGCAAGCGCGACGUGGACAUCACCAUCAUCUUCGCCUCUGGUUUCCAUGGUGACAGCUCCCCCUUUGAUGGAGAGGGAGGUUUCCUGGCCCACGCCUACUUCCCUGGGCCCGGGAUAGGGGGCGACACACACUUUGACUCAGAUGAACCCUGGACGCUGGGCAACCCUAACCAUGAUGGUGAGAGAACGGCAGGGAAUGACCUGUUCUUAGUGGCAGUACACGAACUAGGUCAUGCCCUGGGACUAGAACAUUCCAAUGACCCCACUGCUAUAAUGGCCCCCUUCUACCAGUAUAUGGACACAGAGAGCUUCAAGCUGCCUCACGAUGACCUACAGGGCAUCCAAAAAAUCUACGGUCCUCCAGACAAGAACCCUCAGCCCACCAGACUGCUUACAACAGUCCCGCCUCCACGCCUGCACCCACCAUCUGAUCCCCGGAAGCAUGAUCGCCAGAGCCGCCCUCAUCGCCCACCGCACCGGUCCAAGCCCACCCACCCCAACUCCAAGCCUAACAUCUGUGACGGGGGCUUCAACACGCUGGCCAUCCUCAGACAAGAGCUGUUUGUCUUCAAGGACCAGUGGUUCUGGAGGGUGCGAGAUAACUCAGUGAUGCCUGGCUACCCCAUGCAAAUCAGCAACUUUUGGAAGGGUCUGCCCCCCAAGAUUGAUGCAGUCUACGAGAACAGUGAAGGCAAGUUUGUCUUCUUCAAAGGCCACCGGUUCUGGGUGUUCAAGGACACCACCCUGCAGCCCACGUACCCCCAGGACAUCUCUCUGUUCGGUAGCGGCAUGCCCACUCAAAACAUUGAGACAGCCGUUUGGUGGGAGGACGUAGCCAAAACCUACUUCUUCAAAGGGGACAGGUACUGGAGGUACAAUGAGGACAUUAGGAGCAUGGACCCUGGUUACCCCAAACCCAUCACUAUUUGGAAAGGCAUUCCAGAUUCCCCCCAGGGUGCUUUUGUGGACAAAGCUAAUGGCUUUACGUAUUUCUACAAGGGGAAAGAGUACUGGAAGUUCAAUAACCGCAGGCUGCACGUGGAGGCCGGCUACCCCAGGUCCAUCCUGCGGGAUUUCAUGGGCUGCGACGGCCUCCCGUCAGACCCGGACUGGGACUGGAACCCUCCUCAAGAGGAAGAGCCCCCCAACUACGAGCAGGACGAUGUGGACAUCGUCCGCAAGCUGGAGGGCACAGGCGGCGCCGAGAAGGCAGUGGCCAUCGCCAUCCCCUGUGUGCUGGCCCUGUGCAUGAUGGUCCUGCUGCACACCGUCUUCCGUGUCAAGAGGAAGGACACCCAAAGGCACAUACUCUACUGCAAGCGCUCCAUGCAGGAAUGGGUCUGAAAAGGAGGAGGUCCACCCUCCCUCUCCACCCCAACAUUUUCUUGUCAUGUCUGACUUGUCACAGGACUCCUUGUCACAUCUGAAGCCUCCUUAGCUAAGAGGAGCAUACCGUUGCCUUUCUCCUGAGGGGAGGUGUUGAACAAGUCUCUCACCUUCGGGUGCAGAGAAGGGAGCUGGGGGAAGAUGCCGCGCCCACGUCCUCCUGGUUUUCGUCCAAGGAGGUGCUGUGUUGUUGUGUGUGUGAUGUCAGGCCUCCGGCGCCAGCUAUUCGAAGCCGUUUUGAGACUUCAGGACUUCUCUGUCUUUGUCAGAUCUCAGAGUAACUUUCAACAGUUCAUCGUCGGACGGAUGCUUUCAGACUAAAAUUAAGUCUCCCCUGGCUUCUUAUAUCAUUACCACAUAAAGCGUGGACCUUUCAGAAUACUGGAUUAUGUUAAAAAAAAAAAAAAAAACCUGCCACACGAACCAAAGUGUCCAAAGAGACUUGCUCUGCUCGUUUUUAGCAUUCUAAUCAACUUGCCCCACUGGUAUCCAUUUUAGCGUGAACUGACUUUGCGAUCAUUUUCAGGUUUUUAUGCUACAAAAACAUUCAUGGAAAUCAACCAGAAAUAACUGCUGUGGCAAUCUCCAACAAAGGGAUGUAGACUCUACCUGCAAUAUUCUGUUGAAUGCCUUAACCACACAUCUAUGGUAUUGCAACAGUAUACGUGUGCCUGUGUGAAUGCAGCUGUAUACAUGUAUAAAGACUGAGUCAGGGAUGCCUGCUAUCCAUGAUCUCCAAGCCUGUAUUUGAAAGGCUUUGAAACCACUAACCUAAGCAUAAUGACUGCAAAUGCGGGAUAGUGAGAAAGUGCUUCCAGGUUGAAUUUUGAAUUGAACUGUUCCCUAAGGAAAAUUCUAAAAGUUGUUGUCAUGCCGAGUAAUUCACAUAAUAUUCUGUAAUAUCAUGUAGAACAGACUGUCAGUAAUGUAGCCAUGUAGCCAGAUUGGACCCAUUAAAAUUAGAAUAGUGCAACAUGCACCACAUUUGAUCAGAUACUGCACUGAACUAAAGGAGUGUAUGCAGUUAGAAUACACCCACUGAAGUUAUGUUCCAUUCUGAUUUGUACGUGCCGCUAAAACUGUAAAAAAAAAAAAAAAAAAAAGUCAAACGGCAGUGUAAGGCUUAGAACACUGAUAAUCAUUUAUUGUGGUUUUUUUUAUAGGCGACAAUAUUUAACUGGUUUAAGGGGGAAACUGUAAAAAUUAGUCAAAGGAAAUAGUAAAACAACAAGCAAUUUGUGGUGUUCGGUAUAGCUCUUUCAAAUAUGUAGACCAGGUGAAGAGUGCAUUUACUAGUACGUUUUUUUCCCAGUAAUUUGGACUAUGAAAUGCAAUUUCCAUUCUGCAGAACUCACCGAUCUCUUACCGCAAGUAAUCCGACACUGUCGCACGCCUUGUUUUUCUAUCUUUCAGCCAUUCGC
Molecule: messenger RNA, 3632 nt
Organism: Electrophorus electricus (electric eel)
Lineage: Eukaryota; Metazoa; Chordata; Actinopteri; Gymnotiformes; Gymnotidae
Gene: mmp16b
Product: matrix metallopeptidase 16b (membrane-inserted)
Biological process (GO): skeletal system development; proteolysis; extracellular matrix organization
Cellular component (GO): extracellular matrix; plasma membrane
Molecular function (GO): zinc ion binding; metalloendopeptidase activity
Source: RefSeq, a predicted model, not a curated record